GCAGAUCGAAAAGCACGGAUGAUGUUUUUGUCGUGGAGGGGACAUUUUUAACAUUGAAUUCAAUGGUUUUAUUCCUUCAUUUUAUUGAAAUCACCCAUCAGACUGGCUUUACACCAAACAACAGGAGAAGUACAGCUACUUUGUUGACAGAAAUCGCCAGAGAGAAGUGAGAAAAUAAGGCAUUUCGCAACACUUCUGCGGUCACAACAGAACAAAGCAGAGCACCCACCUUCGCUCGCGCCAAGUCCGUCUCAUCAAAACAACAUUUUUUUCAUUCCAUAAUUCCAGCAAUUUUGCAAACAUGAAGGACGAAAUAGCAGCAGCAGUUGUCUUUCUGACACGACUCAUCAACCUCAAACGUACUUUCACCACAGAGCAGAUGUCAAAACUGUCGGAAAAUCUAGUCUCAAGUCUAAUCGAAAAGUUCCGAAACCAUUGGUACGAAGAGAAACCAAGCAAAGGGCAGGCUUUUAGGUGUAUCAGAAUCGCAAAGGAAGAACCGAGGGACGCAGUUUUGGCGAGAGCUGCGAAGAAAAGUGGUCUGAAAUACGAUGAUAUGAGCCUACCAACAGAUUUCACAUUAUGGGUGGACCCACUAGAAGUUGUUUGCAGGUUUGGAGAGAAAGGAACAAUCUGUCCAAUCGCAGAAUUCCCAAAGAAGACGAAACCUGUCAAUGAUAAUGAGCCACCGCAACCGUCCUCGACACAAUCAAGUGACGAUAACGGUAACGUAGACACCAACGCAAACCCUAAAUCUGUCGUUGAUUCCAUCCACGAAGUCCUUCAAAAUCAUCCCACAACUGUCAACGAUAACGCUAUUCAUACUGCUGGUCAACGACGAGGUCGCAAGCAGAGAGCGAAGAACAAUUAUUACAUGAAUAACGCCAUCAAUGCAGAGAAGGACUGGCCCGCUCUAUCCGUCUCCAGAGACCAAUACCAUUGGGUGAAUAAAUCGUUGGCGGUAAAUGCAUAGCUAGAUUUCUUCAAAACUAUGGAUUUUUUAAGGUAAAAAUCAAUGCCAAAUUGAACAUGAAAUUUUGAAAACAGUAGUACGGACUUGAUGACAGCCUUUCUUAAUGAGAGUCAUUUUCUUUUUAAAUAAUGUCUAUUUUUUGUGAUCUUUGUAAGACUUGCCAAAGUUUGAAAAAUGGGUAAUUUGACUGUUUUUAAGAAUUUAAACACUAAUAUUCUGAUCUAUGCUCAUAAAAUAUUAUGGUGCGUUUAAUAUUGUGUAUAGAAAUAUUAAUUUUUUUAUUAGUGCUCUGACAAUAGUUUGAUACUUGAAAUACAAUUGUAAUUAUAACAUUUUGUACUUGCGAUUCUAGGAAAAAUACCAAUCAGGAACUCAAAAAAGUUACACCAUAGGUUAGAACUUGUUAAAAUCUUAUGGUAUUUAGUUUUAAGUUUUGGAUUGAUUUUCAUUUUUGUCACAAAUUGCAUUUCAAUACUUGAAGCAGUCCUUAAAAGAUAACAAGCUAAAUUCACCUCCCUUCUUCACAACAAAGUAUGCCAGCAUGUCGGCAAAGAAUUGUACACCACCUACUUGGACGAAGAAGCCAUUGGCAUCUUACAGUAAAAUCAUGUUCAUUGUACAUGUUUUGCUAGAUUGAAGAUGGUUGUGUAGGCCUCAAGUCCGGGUCACACUGCAUCGAUAACAAAAAAGAUAACGAUCACGACGCACAGAGAUCGCAUUCUGUUGGUUCAGGUUGAAUUGCUCAACGCAGAAUACGCACACGCUCAAUCAACUAAUAUAAUGCGUUCUCUUUGUGUCGUUAUCGUUAACGCUGCAGUGGGACUUGGCCUUUACAUAUACAUGUACAUGAACUUAUGAGCAGGGCCCAACUUCAUGAAGCUGUUAGAAGCAGAAAUUUUUAGAAGCAAAAAAAAUUAAACAGGUGGCAGUUGCAGCAAUUGUAACUGUAUGGCAUUCUGACUGGUAACCUAAAGAAAUUUGCUCAGCAAGAAAUGAAUGGGGUACCAAUGGCAGCAAUGGUAACUGCAUGGUUUCAUGGCUGGUAACCUAUUUCUGCUAAGCAAAAUUUGUUUUUGCUAAGCAAGUUGAACAUCAGGCUUUAUGUCAUUGGGCCAAAAAUCUUUGUGUUUUGUGGGGAGGCAAGACAGCAAAUAUUUUACUUUCCACCAACUUGGGAAAAAAAAAAACUCAAAUCAGCUGUGUCCAAUCACCAGUGAAGACUUUAUUCUUGGCACUUGUCAUCAUGAAACAGUCGCGAUAAGUUCAGCUUCCCACGUUCUCUCGCGGGAUUGCGUGACUCAUCAGCGUUAAAAGUUCUCCACCCUCUUUCAGUCUUUACUUAUAUAAAUGACGGUCAAAUUGGAUUCCACUUACUUCCUUAUUGCGUUACCUAGACACUUUCUUAUGGAGCUUUGCUUCUUAUACAACCCCUUGAAAGAAAAUAACUUCAGAACGGGGAGGAAAAAAAUGAUUGAUCUAGGUCCUCCUGGUGGCCGGCAGUUAGCUGUUUGUUAGAACGGAAGUCAAAAUCUCCCAAAGGCUUAUGUCUUAAAUUAGACUGGUACUGUUUACUGAUGAAACAGCAUUACAAUCUCAAUAGUGUUUUUUAUUACACCAACAAUAAGGAAUGUUGACAUCCAACUUGAUCAAUGGUAUUGUUGGCAGUUCAUAAAAAGAAUGUUUUCAUGGAGUUUGUUUUCCGAAAUUAGUUAACGCAUGCAUGUGAGUUAGUCACUCUGGUGGGGAAAUUGGACUAAUUUAUAAUUAUUCAGCUCUUAUUUAGUCGCAUUUUCUUGUCUUGUUUACAAUUUAAGUCAAGAAAAAAAUGUUAUGUUCGGGCUUUCUUGAAUUUAGGAGUCCAUUCCUAGAAACAUCCAGGUCUCGGCCUAUAUUGAAUCAAUGUUCAGAAGUUGGGAUGCCGGAUUAAUUAAUUGAUGCACCAUUUUGUGUAUAACAAAAUUUGAAAUGAUGGUUCUCUCGACAGUCUAAAAAAAAACUUACAACAAUCUGAACAUUUUUAACUGAUGAUUAUGCAAAUAUCAUGCAAUUUUUGUACAUUAAGAUAAUUUUAAAAAACUGCACAAAAAUAUUCCCCCUAAAAUAACAAUGGUUGGAUCCUAAGUGUAAAUAGGUUUUCGUACAAGAAGAACUGAUCAUUUGUUAUUUUAGGGGAUGUGCGAUUGUAUUUCAAUUGUCAGAUUAUGAAGGGCCUGACAGUAGAAAAUCUUGUGUGGCUGUUAAACUAAUACUGCUGGGCAGAUUUUCUAUUACUGAGGUUCUUUAAACAGUAUUACUUUUAUAAAGAUCACAAUAUUUUUGAACAGUAAAGAAAUUCUUUGUAAAAAAGUUCAACAAUUUAAAGUCUUGGUUGUGCAAUAUUAAUAUCUAUGCUGAGCAUUUUGUAUAUUGUGAUCUGACUUGGCGUUUUACAGUAAAAGUUAAAGUUUGAAAAAAAAAAACUGGAAAAAAAA
This is a messenger RNA of Asterias rubens (European starfish), 3444 nucleotides long. RefSeq names its product maternal B9.10 protein-like. Gene Ontology annotation, biological process: negative regulation of cell population proliferation; negative regulation of mitotic cell cycle. The transcript has 2 exons. The record is from RefSeq and is a predicted model, not a curated record. Gene Ontology annotation, cellular component: nucleus; cytoplasm. NCBI's taxonomy places the organism in Eukaryota, Metazoa, Echinodermata, Asteroidea, Forcipulatida, Asteriidae. The coding region runs from base 302 to 973 and encodes 223 amino acids.